GCUCAGGUGUGCGUGUGUCGGAGGAACACUGCGGAGCUGCAGGGAGAGCAGAGGGGAGACGGUCAUGUCAGACAGCGGGAAUGCACAGUCUCAGGACGGAGGGUCGAGCCGGGUGACAUGCCCGAGUGUGGGCAACAAAGUAACCGUGGUGCUCGGAGCACAGUGGGGCGAUGAAGGGAAAGGAAAGGUGGUGGACCUGCUGGCCCAGGACGCUGACAUGGUCUGCAGAUGUCAGGGAGGCAACAAUGCAGGACACACAGUCGUGGUUGAUUCAGUGGAAUAUGACUUCCACCUUCUACCCAGUGGAAUUAUUAACCCUAAGGUCACUGCCUUCAUUGGUAAUGGUGUAGUGAUUCACCUGCCGGGUCUCUUCGAGGAGGCUGAGAAGAAUAUGCGGAAAGGAAAAGGUGUGGAAGGCUGGGAGAACAGGCUUAUCAUCUCUGACCGUGCACACAUCGUGUUUGAUUUCCAUCAAGCUGUGGAUGGAGUCCAGGAACAGGAGAGGCAACAGCAAGCUGGCAAAAAUUUAGGAACAACUAAAAAAGGAAUCGGGCCCGUGUACUCUGCCAAAGCAGCUCGCAGUGGCCUGAGGAUAUGUGACCUUCUGGCUGACUUCCAGGAGUUCUCAGAGAGAUUUAAACAUUUGGCCUCUCAGUAUAAGUCUAUGUACCCUUCAUUGGAGAUUGAUAUGGAUGGGGAACUUGAGAAACUCAAGACGUAUGUAGACAGGUUAAAGCCCAUGGUGAGAGAUGGAGUCUUCUUCAUGUAUAAGGCACUGCAUGGGUCUUCAAAAAAGAUUCUGGUGGAAGGUGCCAAUGCUGCCUUGCUGGACAUAGACUUUGGGACAUAUCCGUUCGUGACUUCCUCAAACUGCACCGUGGGAGGGGUGUGUACGGGUCUGGGCAUGCCGCCCCAGAACGUGGGUGAAGUGUAUGGAGUUGUCAAAGCCUACACCACGAGAGUUGGGAUUGGAGCUUUCCCUACAGAACAGAACAACGAAAUUGGAGAGCUCUUGCAGACGAGAGGCAAGGAAGUGGGCGUGACCACAGGUCGCAAAAGGAGAUGUGGUUGGCUGGAUCUGGUGCUUAUCAAAUACGCCCACAUGAUUAAUGGCUUCACAGCAUUAGCUCUCACCAAACUUGACAUCUUAGAUGUGCUUCCUGAGAUCAAAGUUGGUGUGGCUUACAAAGUAGAUGGUGAAAUCAUCCAACAUUUUCCAGCAAACCAAGAGGUGCUACACAAGGUUGAAGUGCAGUACGAGACUCUGCCAGGCUGGAAAACAGACACGUCUGCUGUCAGGACCUUUGAAGAGCUUCCAGAAAAUGCACAGAAAUACAUCUUCUACAUUGAGGAUCACUUGGGUGUGCCUGUAAAGUGGAUUGGUGUUGGGAAGUCGCGGGAAUCAAUGAUCCAGCUCUUUUAAGAGGCUGCUUGGCCUGCAUGUAGCACUGGCUGGAUUACGCUCUGGACUUGGGGACGGAAAGUUGCCACAUAUGCUUCUUUUUCAUAAUUUUGUCUCACUCAGAUCAUCCUACAGCCCUCUGAAAUGGAGUAUAUGUCAUAUAUAAUGGCAUUCCUGUGGUAAAUCAAAAAGGGCUUUUCAACUAGUUAUUUUUUGUAAUCAUUUAACUGUUUCUCAUCUGCUUUACAUCAUUCUCCUCUGGUAUUUAGAGCUCUCUUAAGCUCAAUAUCUUCAUCUUGAGUCCAUAUGCUGUACAUGUGCUACUACUUCAAACAGGCAUCAGUAGUGAUGUAUAUUGUUGUUAGAUAUCAAUUUUUCACACAGAUUGGGUAAAACGUAUUACUUAUACAUGUUAUAUUUAAUGUUCUUUGUUUGUUUUAUCAUACUAGAAUCAAUGGUUAUGCAAUGUGUAUUACCGCACUUUCUCCUUGUUUUAAAUGGACUUACUCAAGUCAACUUCAUUUAAACAUACGGUUUUUAAAAGACAAUUGAAAUGUUUCUUUACCAGAUGCAUAAAAACUCAUGUGAUUCAAUAUUCAGCGAUUCUGAAUACGAAUUAUGUACAUUACAGCCUCAAAAUGUAAUACGAUUACAUUGGGUGUUUUCUGUUUUUCCAAAAAUAGAAGUAAAACGGUUUAUGGAAGCAUCUUGAAUCUAUUUCAUUUGCUCUUAAAAAUAGUAUAUAAUUCAAAUGUGCCUCAAGAAGCAUAUACUAUUAUACAGACUGGGGUUUUGAUUCCAUUGAAUGUAUGUAAACGUUUGCACAGUCCUCAGAUGUUUAUUGUUCAACUGUAAAACUUUAUGCCAUAAGCAUAUCAAAGCCACUUUAAUGAUCAGUGAUGAGAUAUCAAUAAACUUGCCUUUCGAUAUAGAUUGUCAAAGUAUAGAUCCUUAAGACGUUUGUGUGAUUUCAGACGCCACCUCAGGAUGUACGACUCUGUUUAGCCAGUUAAACACACUUCUGUGGUUGCAGGAGGUCGUCUGCUUUUCUGACCUCCAGUAGUACAUUUACAGAACCUUUACAUGUUAGAAAUGAUCUAAACAGCUUGACUGGGUUGUUGCUUCUUCUGUUUUUUCUCAACCUUAGUACUGCGCCUUCCAAUAAAUAAGUAAUAUAGGAUAAAGUGUGCCUUGUUAAUACAGAUGAACAAUGAAACUUGAAAACUAAUCCUUCAUCUGACUGAGCUUUUAUGUAUUUUUAAUUGAGAAACCUCCUUUAGCUUUUUCGAGGGCAUUAGCGUCAUUGCCAUUUGCCAAGUGUACAUGCAUCCAAAGAAGUAUCUUAAUGGAUAAAUGAAUGCUGUUAUAUAAAGAGCCUUUUUAAAGGACCCAGAAUGAGAACUCUUUCUUUUUCAGAUUGAUGAUGGUGUGAUGCUUUGCAUUUUCUGUUGCUCACAGCUGCUGAAUAAAUGGUGUAACCUGCUUAUUUGUUUAGUAGUAUCUAUUACAUGUCAUUUAUCUUGUAUUAUCACAGAAUUUCCUCUGAACAAAUUAAAUUAGCAAGAAUAGGACAGUUAAAACAUUCAAACAACACAACCUUUUCUGUUUCUGAAAUCCUUUACUGUUUGUGUGUUGUAUUGCUGCUGUUUGGGUUUUCAUGUAUGUAUAUACAGAACACAAAGCCAUAUACUCUUGAAUUUACUGUUACCGUACACUUUGCUGGUGUGCAUGAUCAUCUAGUGGGAUUUGCACCAAAACUCACUCGCUCUAUUUAUCUUGGAUGAAUGGCAGACUGAUGAACUGUCAUGACACUCCAGUCAAUAAAAUAAUAUAGUGAGAAAUA
Cyprinus carpio (common carp) is the source of this 3245-nucleotide messenger RNA. RefSeq names its product adenylosuccinate synthetase isozyme 2. The record is from RefSeq and is a predicted model, not a curated record. Gene Ontology annotation, molecular function: GTP binding; adenylosuccinate synthase activity. Gene Ontology annotation, cellular component: cytoplasm. NCBI's taxonomy places the organism in Eukaryota, Metazoa, Chordata, Actinopteri, Cypriniformes, Cyprinidae. Gene Ontology annotation, biological process: 'de novo' AMP biosynthetic process; IMP metabolic process.